GGAAAGAGGUUUAUCUCUGAUCAGAUUUCGGGUAACCUAAGGGCACACUUAACUAAUGGGAUCCUAUCGAUGUUUCUCCCCCCUCCGAGCCUGAUCUUUACACGGCGGAAUGUUAAUGUUGCCACAGCCUGUCCGUGUUGUCUUUGGCUGCUCUGGCUUUUAUUGUUAUAGUCGGUCUAUAAUGUCAUGGAGCUUUGACGGAUAUGAUUAUAAAACACCCGCAGUAAAGCAACACUCCUGUGACUGACUGGACUAUGGAAGUGAUCGGGUUUACUCUGCUGUAGAUGUGUGAGGAGAAGUGUGUGUCCCAUGUUGCAUUAGUGUCUGUGUGAAAUGCUGGCCUGUCUGCCAGGGCCAGGUGACCUCCCCCUCCAGCUUCUCCCCCACACGCAGAUGAACACUGGACAUCAGAAAUGGGACACCACACAAAGGAUGAGAUCCGCUCCGUUUCCAACCCCUGCAGAAUUGGACGCAUAUGCUAAGAAGGUUGCCAACAACCCCCUCACCAUCAAGAUCUUCCCCAACAGCGUCAAGGUCCCCCAGCGAAACCACGUGCGCCGAACUGUCAACGGGCUGGAUACGUCAGGCCAACGCUACAGCCCUUAUCCCUCUUCUCAGGCCAGCACCAAGGCAGGCCUCCUUGCCAUCAUCAAGGUGCCCACAGUCAAAGGCAUCCUUAAAGAUUUUGACGGCAGCCGGGCUCGCUUGCACCCUGAAGUCAUCAUGAACCCCCCCACCGGACCGUACCAAGUGGCUUCGACCAGCACUUUAAACCACCACCCACCUCUGCCGAACCUCACCCGGCUGCAGCAGAGCGUGCCGCUUCAACCACAGGACCCACCUCAGACUCUACAGAUGCCCCUUCCUCAGCAGCAGGGUCACACCCAGAGCCUCAGACACCCUCCCCCCAUGGCCCAGCACCCUCAGGGCCCACCCAGACUCCAGACUCUGUCUCAGCACCCAGCCCUCGGACACCCACAGGGGCCCCCUGCCAUCAUGCUUCAGCAGCAGCACCUUCAGCAGCAGCCACCACCUGGCCUGCAGGGGAGCAGGAAGCUGCCAGAUGGCGAAGCACCGCCUAAUGUUACCGUCUCUACCUCAACCAUUCCACUCUCCAUGGCCGCUGGGCUGCACCAGGGCCGCCAGGCUGACCUGAGCACCAUCGUGCACCAGAUCAACCAGUUCUGCCAAGCUCGGGCCCAGGGUGCAGGAGCCACCUCCAUGUGCGAGGGCCAGAUCGCCAACCCCAGCCCCAUCAGUCGCAACCUGCUCAUCAGCGCUUGCUCCAGGGUGUCCAUGCACAGCAACCCCGCCACCCCCGGCUUUCCCCCACCCAACUGCAUCAUCGGCCCUCAAGAGAAAGCCACCGCCCCGGUGGGAGCUCACCCGCCACACAGCGUGGCUAUUAUGAACCACUUGCCUUCCAACCACACUGAUCUCAAGCAGCAGCACCAACUGCAGCAGCAUCUGCACCAACAACAGAAUCAGCAGCAACAGCAGCUGCAACAUAACACACAGCAGCAGAAGAUGCGCUCUUGGAAUCAGCACCAGUUGGCUCAUGUACCCCACGUUCAGAACGGUGGGAGCCACCUCUGCAAGCAGCCUUCCAGGGACCCCGCCUUCCAUUUUAAGGGCAUGGGCUACCCUGCAGAGGUGUGUGUGGGUCAGCCUUACACACUCAAACCUCCCGUAGAGAGGCCCACCCCCUCUCCCCCCGUCAACAACGGCAUGCCCGGCCCCAUGGCCCACUACACUAAUGGUCACUACUUCCAGUCCCACAUUUGGAACAGCAGCAUCCUCCCCACACCCAACAGUGACAGCUCCGGGUCUCAGGACAUAGCCAUGCCAUUCCAUGGUGCGGGCCCAGGGGGGUGCACCACGCUAGACUGUGGGCCCCCUGGGGCUCCCCAUUACAGGCUAGGAGUGAGCUCCUCCACCUCAUCCUCCUCCUCCGCCCAGACUAAUCUGAUGCAAACGGCAGAUUACUUGGGUGGGGACUUCCAGACGCCCUACUUCCGCGAUCAGAAUCUAGGGUUGAUGGGCAAGAUGCACAGGCCUCCUCUGAGCAGGGGAGGUCCAGAGGUUGGGGAUGGCAGAACCGCUCUCAUCCAGCACCCAGGGUACAGAUAAGCUAUGGCCUUGUCUCCACAACAGUUAUCAAAACCCCUUUGUUUAGUCUUAAGAAAGGAAACACAUGAAUAAAACUAAAUUGAUAACUUAAACAAAUGACCGCUAAUGUUAAAGAGGGUAAAUUAAUAUAUUUAAUGAAGAACAGUAGGUUUUUUUUGUUCUUUUUUUUAAAUAAAUCUUGCAAGUGAUCAAUUGCUACUUUUAUUUUUGUUGAUGAGUGCUUUUACCUGGCACUUUAGGGAACUUUUUCAUGUGCGUGUGUAUACACAUCUGUACUGUGUGUGUGUGUGUGUGUCAUUCCCUCCUUCCUCUACUGUACUAUCUGUGUGCCUGGAUCUUAACAGAUCCUGUGUUAUUACUACUUCAGACCUACCGGUAACAUUUUCUUAUGCAUGUAAGAAAGAAGAAAUACAGAUAGAUCCCUCACUGAGAGACUGCAACAUCUACUGACAGAUGUUUUUUUUUACAGGGUCAUGUCAGGAAUUUUUGGCUCAGACUAGUUUGGUGUUAACGCUCCAAUCUCAUUGUAACUUCAAGAUUAAACAAUCAUUUGAGGACAGAAGAGAGAGUAAUAAACCAGACAUGAACCAGACAUUGGAGACUACAACGUACAGCUAGAAAAGCUUGCCGUAUGCACAUGUACACAUUGGUUUUAUCCUUUUUAAUGUACUUAUUUAUUUGUAUAAUAGGACUGUUCAAGAUUGAUUCCUCUCUGUCAGUUAAAGGGUAAGUUUGGUCUGGGCCUGAUUUCUUGUGUUCUUGUGUCGAAGGGACGAAUGAGAACAGUCGUUUCUGAAAUUGGUCCAGUAUUGAGCAAGAAAGCCGCAGCCGACAGCCGCAAAACAGGCUGCAGUGUAACCACUUGGGGUGUUCACACCAUCAGUGCACAUCCACUAAAAGUGCUUGUUUUUGCCACUGACAGGCUCAGGUUAUUAUUUUAAGUGUCUAACAACAUUAUGGAAAGGAUCCCUGCAGAGAUAGAGGUUUUUGAUUAACCCAAAACAGCCCCAAAAUCAUCAUCACCAAACCCACCAGACUCCAUUUAAAAAAACAGUAAUUUAAGCAUGUAUAGAGUCAGCGUAUUUUCAUAUCUAACAAGGUGAAUUAAGGGUUUAUUUCAACCAAUCUAGACCUGGUGAUUGUUGGAACGGCGAAAAGACGAACCAAGACAGCUUUUGUAAGUUUUAUUUUGGUUCUGUCAACUUUGAAUAAGGUGAGUUUUACAACAAUAAAUUCAGUGUUUAUUUAAAUGGAGUCUGGUGGGUUUGACAAUAGCAAUUUCGGGACAGUUGCUGGUUUAACUAGAAGGAUCUUUCUCUUUAAGAUCUGUCUCAGUAGGGAUCCUUUCCAUAGUGUUGUCAGACACUUAGAAUAUUGCUGUAUUCAUGUGCUCCUCAAAUGGUCCCAUUUCCUGAGUUGGGAAGUAGUUCUUCCAACUUCGGCCUGUUCAUGACCUUUAAGUCAUAAUGGGGAAGAAACACAACAGAUAUGUUGAAUUUUAUUGCUCAGAUUGUUAAACGUCCCAGUGAACAUUCAUGUUGCUUUAUCCAGACUUGUUGCUGCACCAGUACAUCGCCUAAACCUACUAAGAUAUUGCUUUACCUGACUGAUGGUAAUAAAUAACCUCUAGGUCAAUGUAUGUAGACAACUACAAAGUUACAACCUAAUAGGCUACCAUGUUACAAAUUAUAUCUGAACAAAAAUUAAUAUGCAGUACACAAAUAAAUAAAAAGUUUCUUAACAUCAAACUAACACUUACUGUUGUCUGCCAUGUUUCUGCAUAAUAUGACAUCAACUCAGCAAGGCUUACUUUGCAAGUUGUUGUUCUGAGGAGGUGUUCGUGUGAAUUUUCCCAGGAGAGAACUAUUUCUUUAGAUUAUUUCGACACCACAUAAAUGCAGGAUAAUAACCUGAGUCUGUCAGUGGCAAAAACAAAAACUUUUAUUGGACGUAAGUUGACGUGAAUAUGCCCCAAGCGGUCACAUUGCAGCCUGUUAAGCAGCUGCAGCGCUCUCACUCCAUACCAGACCAAUUUUAAAAACUGUCGUCUCCAUUACUCACUUAGAAACAAAACACGGGGGAAAAGGGUCCAUGUUGAAAAAUACCGAACAUACUUUUUUAAGGAAGCAUGUAAUCAGGUUGUUUGUACAUAGUCAAGAUCCAGCAGGGAGCAGGUAUGUUGAAAAGGUGAUGCUCUGUCCUGCGGAAAAUGCUGCAAUGAAUUCAGGUGAUUAAAAAAAAUAACUUUUGUGUCAGUGCCAGGAAGGUUUUGCUACAAGAUUGUGAAAUGUUUAGUGCAGAUAAAGUCAUGAAAGAUUAACCUAAAAAUGGCCAAAGUCAUGUAAACAAGGACACACUGUUAUGAAGAUGUGCCAUUUAAUGUUUGUUUCCUUUUCAGAUUUGUUUUUGUAACCAUGACAAAUGUAUUACUUGAAUGUUGAGAUUAUUUGUUUUGCAGUUAUUGAAGAAGGUUAGUUACGAGGACGAAACUCUGGAGCAGAAGAAAUAAUCUAAUGUCGCGUAGAAUCAAACUACGAGCCUCACCAGAGUUUUGAUCCUGACAGCAGGAACUUAAGUGAAUUAAGUUGUGUGUAGUUGCUACUGAUUCUGAUGUGAAGUCUGCUUGAAAAAAGACCAAAUUGAUCACUUGCAAGAUCACGUGGAGGUAAACAAAACUGACUUUUAAGUUUAAAGUGAAACAGCAAAUGCAUUGUUUAUUUUAUUGUACACUGGCUUACCUACUAGACUACUGUAACUUUAAAGUUUAACGAUUGUGUGUGAAUGUUGCCUGCUGAUGUGGGUAGAGUUAGGGGGUGUGUGUGUGUGUGUGUGUGUGUGUGUGUGUGUGUGUGUGUGUGUGUGUGUGUGUGAGAGAAAAAGGGAGAGUGUGUGUGUGUGUGUGUGUGUGUGUGUGUGUAUAAACACAAUGACGCCCAUGUUUUGUUCACCUAAUUCCCUAACAGCCCUUAAAAAGCCUUAAGUGUUUGGUCCUUGGACUUCCCUUGAAAAUGAGCAUGGUUUUAAUGAAAACCCCAAAUAAUAAGGAGAAAGAAACGGUGAGGAAACACAGAAACAGCAAUUUUUUUUUUGUUUUUUUCUUGUCUUUCUGUUUUAUUGAAGUUUUGUUGAAUAGACAGAGCAAUUCCUUAGAGAUUCUUUAUCAUGGAAAGCAAGAAAACAGUAAUAUUUUGUAAUUAUACUAUAUUUUAGCAAUGUGUAGUUACUGAGCUGUAACAUUUUUUCCCCAAGUUUCAAAGCUUCAGUUUGCAGUUGUGACUAUUUAUAAUACUUGAUUUGCUUGUUAUUUAAAUUUUAUUUUCUUCUUUUGUUUCUUGUACUAUUGCUGUGAAAUGGAAGAAGGUCCACGAGCCUUUCUUUGUGUCAUGCUGUACGACAGAUAAGAGGCAAGAGCGUGAGAGUUGUGCUACUCUUUUUGUAAUAUUGUAAUAAUAAAAUAAAGUUCUAAUUUAUGCUUUGAAACAAGUCUGAACUGCAGUUUGGAUUAUCUGCAGUGUUAACUGACACUGCCAACACGUGAACUUUUCUACUGCUCCCUUAGUUCUGCAGAGAUACUGCCAGUGUUGACGUAUUAGGCUGGUUUCCUCCCAGUCAAACCACUUUUGACCCCCAACUCGUCAAAUAUCGACGCUUUGUCAGUGGCUCUACACGCCAAACAGUGACGCUUCAGGUACCCCUCCAGCAUCAGUUUAAGAUAUAAUAUAAUUCAGUAAUUUUCAAUAUUUUCAAACGCAGAGGUGAUACUGUGGUAGUCUGUGAGUAAUGUGACGUCAUACCUGUAUCUGUAUAAAAACACAGCCAAAGUUAGAGAGCAGAAACGGCGGAUGGUCGGAGGACACUGACCUUCAGCUUCUCAAAUAGCAACUCAAAUUCAGCCAGCCCAGCUCAAACUCCACGCCAGAUCAUGAAACUUUCUGUUGCUGCUGUUACACAGAUUAGACCCAGCAUAAUGUGAACCCUGGUGCUAGGGUUGACUGAACUUAAGUUGCUACAGCUGUUACUGAGUCCAUCCCUGGAGCUUCCGCCUGCUUUUAUCUCUGCAAAUGUUCUCCUAGAAGCAGAGAGUGAGGCAAAAGCCCCAUUUUCACCAAACACUUUCAGUAUGGUACCUUUGGAUAAGUGAUCCUUCAGACAUGGUACUUAGACCCUAGUGUUUCCACUGCAAACAGUUCUCUUAAAUGUGGGCGGGGUUGUUGUCACUCACUGCUCUGUCCAGCACUCACUGUAUUUCCUCAUUACCAGUGACACAGAGGGAAGUCUGCACCAUUUUUGGAAUAUGUCUAAUGAUAUACCGUCUCUCGAAACUGUACGAUUCAACUUUUCCCCGUGGUCUAGUGUUAAAAAACUAAACAAAAAUUGCAAAGAAUGUGUUGCAAUACUUGAAAAUGGCAAUACAUAUAUAAAUUGGCAAGUGAUUAAAGCAAAUCGUCCCAGCUCUAUUAAUUAUCAGACAUUUUAUGUUUGUGUAACAUUGACACAUUUGACAUAACAUUGUGUAUGUAAUUGUUUUACAUUGGUUUCUGACACAGUUAUGAUUUAGGCUGGUUUUCAUUGAAUUGGAUUGAAGUCGUGAUUGGGCUGGAAACUUGUCAGUCUGAUCUGGCAACACUGGAUACAGCAACUUAACUACUGUCAUCAUGUCUGACAGUUCAGGUAAUGUACUAUUCACAGAUUCUUACAUAAUCAGCCUCAGACGUUGCUGAGCGGUUUAAAAGGCCCGCCAUAACCAUAUAUAAUUUGUAACUGAGACAGCUCGUGCUGAAGGCAGCGAUUGUUGCACCAGUUGCUGUGCUUUCAUGCCAUUUAUCAGAGCCUGCCUCUGCCAAAUGGAAACAGGAAGUAGAGUAGACAAAGCAAGCUGUGAAAUCCACAGGACUAUCUGGCUGCAGUAGAUUUAGCUUGUCUGGCUGUGAUGAAAAUGGGACUCGUAUAAAGGGCACACAGCAGGAGGGCGGGAUCAGCACCUUCGUAAUCAGUAUUACUCCAUGAAGGAUUCUGAGCGAUGUCAGAGGUGCCGGCAGGUUUUGGCCUUUGUGCAGAGAGGAUGUGCAUCCUGUUCAGGUGGUGGCAGAAACAGCAUGUCUAGAAACCUUUGGAUUAUAUGUUUUAAAGGGACAGUUCAACCCCAAAUCAAAUAUUCUUCAUCUUACUGUAGAGCUAUUUAUCAGUCUAUAUUGUUUUGGUGUAAGCUGUUGAGUGUUGGAGAAAUCGGUCGUAGA
Epinephelus lanceolatus (giant grouper) is the source of this 7367-nucleotide messenger RNA. It is a transcript of the gene fam222ba, whose product is annotated as family with sequence similarity 222 member Ba. NCBI's taxonomy places the organism in Eukaryota, Metazoa, Chordata, Actinopteri, Perciformes, Serranidae. The record is from RefSeq and is a predicted model, not a curated record.